Messenger RNA from Erpetoichthys calabaricus (reedfish), 5413 nucleotides. It is a transcript of the gene slc6a4a, whose product is annotated as solute carrier family 6 member 4a. Bases 454 to 2385 code for a protein of 643 amino acids. The record is from RefSeq and is a predicted model, not a curated record. NCBI's taxonomy places the organism in Eukaryota, Metazoa, Chordata, Cladistia, Polypteriformes, Polypteridae. Gene Ontology annotation, biological process: sodium ion transmembrane transport; serotonin uptake. The transcript has 15 exons. Gene Ontology annotation, cellular component: neuron projection; membrane. Gene Ontology annotation, molecular function: serotonin:sodium:chloride symporter activity; serotonin binding.
UCAAAUAAAGGCAAAGGAAAAAAACGGCAUAAACCCAAGGUUUCAGUGUGACGUUGCGCAGUUUGUGGAUGUGCCUGGUAGUGGAUUAUCUGAAAUCAGCCCAUGUGAGGGGGGGCGGGCGGGCACUUUGAGGUAACGUACUAAAACUCAUCCAGAGUUUGAGCACGAACACUCGGAAAGGCAGCGAGCACAGAGCACGGAACUCCGGGGGUCGGCGACUGGGCUCUAGCUGAGCCUCCCCAAAACAAGCAACCCAAACAAAGAAGAGUGGUCGUUGGUGAGGCGGCGCCGUGAGGUCGGCGGUCGGACUUGUGCCAGCCACCUGCUCUCUGAGGAGCGCUUUGAACCCGAGGCAGUUGGAGCAGGACAUUUCGUGCAGUUUAUGCAGUGAUCUGAGGAGAUGGGUGCCAAAAUGUCAAAUUUAUCAUCAUCGUCACAACCUUAGCCAUCAAGAUGGAGGCAGAGCACCCGGAGACGACCGAAAGCAGCCCUCUAACCUGCACCCCUGAUACUCAACUGCCACGAAUCAAUGGACUGCUGAUUCAGGGAAACAAUGGCAGCCAAACUGGGCUGGACAAGGAGCUUGGGAGAGCCAAAGGCAGUGAUACAGCUGGACAAGUGUCCAAUGGCUACUCUUCGGCUCCACAGACUCCAGCAGAGGGCACAACCACAGCCUGUCCACGAACCUUAGUGGUUCAUCAGUUGACCCCCAGCAUCCACAGGGAGACCUGGAGCAAGAAAAUGGAUUUCCUUCUAUCUGUGAUUGGCUAUGCUGUGGAUCUUGGCAAUGUGUGGCGCUUUCCCUAUAUAUGUUACCAGAAUGGAGGAGGCGCCUUUCUGCUGCCCUACACAUUGAUGGCACUCUUUGGUGGAGUCCCCUUGUUCUAUAUGGAGCUUGCUCUGGGCCAGUACCAUCGCAGUGGCUGCAUCUCCAUCUGGAAGAACAUCUGCCCUAUAUUUAAAGGAAUCGGCUUUGCCAUCUGCAUCAUUGCUCUCUACGUUGCCUUCUACUACAACACCAUCAUGGCGUGGGCUCUUUACUACUUCUUGUCGUCCUUUAGCUCCCAGCUGCCAUGGGUCAGUUGCAACAACCCAUGGAACACACUCAACUGCACCAACUACUUCUUGAGCCCAGGCAACAUGAACUGGACGAAUCACUCUACAUCCCCUGCAGAGGAGUUCUAUACGAGACAUGUGCUGCAGGUGCAUCGUUCACAGGGACUUCACGACCUGGGAGCUAUCAGUUGGCAGCUGGCUCUGUGUCUGCUCUUCAUCUUCACGAUUGUCUAUUUCAGCAUCUGGAAAGGUGUCAAGACCUCAGGCAAGGUAGUCUGGGUCACAGCUACCUUUCCAUAUGUGGUGUUGUUUGUGCUGCUUAUUCGAGGAGCAACCCUUAAAGGCGCCUGGAGAGGAGUGGUCUUCUACCUGAAACCUGACUGGAGCCGGCUGAUGGACACUACAGUGUGGAUUGACGCUGCGGCUCAGAUCUUUUUCUCCCUCGGGCCGGGGUUCGGUGUCCUGCUAGCCUUUGCCAGCUACAAUCCUUUCCACAAUAACUGCUACAAGGAUGCCUUGGUGACCAGCUCGGUUAACUGCCUGACCAGCUUCAUGUCUGGUUUUGUCAUCUUUACUGUGCUUGGAUAUAUGGCAGAAAUGAGGCAGCGUGAGGUGGCUGAUGUGGCCAAAGACACAGGACCCAGUUUACUCUUCAUCACCUAUGCAGAAGUCAUCGCCAACAUGCCUGCCUCCACAUUUUUUGCGAUCAUCUUCUUCCUCAUGAUAAUCACGCUGGGACUUGACAGCACUUUUGCAGGGUUGGAAGGUGUCAUCACAGCAGUACUGGAUGAGUUUCCGGACGUCUUAGGCAAGCGCAGGGAAUGGUUUGUCCUGGGCCUUAUCACAGUGUGCUUUCUGGGAGCCCUCAGCACACUUACUUAUGGAGGUGCUUAUGUGGUCAAACUUUUUGAAGAAUAUGCCACAGGUGCAGCUGUCAUCACUGUUGUCUUCCUUGAAGUCAUCGCAGUUUCUUGGUUUUAUGGGAUGCCUCGCUUUUGCCGAGACAUUGAAGCAAUGCUGGGCUUCAGCCCUGGCUGGUAUUGGAAAAUCUGUUGGGUAGCAAUCAGUCCUAUCUUUCUGUUGUUCAUUAUUGUCAGUUUUGUGAUCUAUCCUCCAAAUGUCAAGCUGUUUGAUUAUGACUACCCUCCUUGGACCACAGUACUCGGCUACUGUAUUGGAGUUUCCUCAUUCAUCUGCGUUCCUGCAUAUAUGUUGUAUAUCAUUGCUGUUACGCCGGGCACAUUAAAACAGCGUCUACUAAAGAGCAUAACUCCACAGCCUGGAGCCCAGGCCCAACACUGUGACAUCAUCAUCACCAAUGCAGUGUAAAGUGGGAGCCACGAUGUGCAUAAAUACAUGAUUACAUUUACAGCACAGCCAAAGAGGGUCAAACUCAAGGCAAAUCCAAACCCAGCACUACGAGUACAUGCUGGACUGCGACCCUCACUUGGAAACUUGCCGCUGCUCCUGCCAUCAGAGGGGGAAAAGGGACAGAGAGGAGUGGAGGACAGCUGCAGAAUAGGCUCACUUUACUUUUUGUUUUUGAGCCCAUGAGUAUUUCUGGACAAUGGGCAGUUUACUUGGCCACCUGGCAUGCAAGUUGUUUGGGUAUUUUCUCUCAUCAAGUCCAUGUAGUACAGAAUGCUUAUCUGUAGGUAUGUGUUUAAAAAGUAUAAUGAAAUGUGAGCAUUGCUUUAUCUAUUUAAGUAUUUCCAAACAGCAACAUUAGUGAUGUGUUUUACAUAGCUACAGUAUAUAACAUCCACUUGUUGUCAGAAUGAAUGACUAUAGCCUGAACAGGAAAGUAAUUCUGAUUUUUAUAUGUAUAUAUCCACACGUUUUAAACAAAUUAAUGCUCAGCUAAACAAAUGUCUCUAAAUUUGUCUCAUUCAUAUCUUGUGCACUGUACUUGAGACAAUACCCUAUCCAGAAAAAAGUAAGCAUGGCAUUUUAUGAAUUUUUUCUUUUUGUUUUCAUGGAACCUUUUGUAGAUAUAGUUUUGUUUCCAUCUAUCUGCCUGUAAUUUACAUAGGAAAAUGAGUAAACAGCUGCAGGCCUCAUGUACAUGUGUUUGUAUUUGCCACACACAUAUGUCCUCUUUAUGUGGUCAACCAAAGAAAUGUUGACGUGCAAUUGAUCUCCACGUUGGAAGAUGAGAAAUUUACUUCCCUCGACUGUCACGUUUAUUACCAAUAAACCAUUCAGUUAUUUCUGAUCUAGGAUUCAGAGUUUAACUUAGAGUAAAGUAAUAGUAUUACUUAAAUUUCAGUCCACCUUUAGCUAAAUGAACCACAUGUUACAGUUCCAACUGCAAGCAAACAUGUCGAUUGCUAAAUCCCUCUAAACAGCUGAAUGUUAAUUGUGUAGUAUAUCUUGAUAUGCACAAGCCACCGUUUUGGAUACUGGUAAAACUAAAAGCAGUUCUGCAUUUGGUUACUGUGUUCUAGUCAACAAAUUUAGCAAAUCAUUUCGCUAGCUGCAUGAAUUUAUGUUGGAACCAUUGCUCUCUCCAUUCAACCUUAAAAUGCAUACGUUACUAGUGUAUCAAAACAUACAAGUAUAAUGUUAGGAACAGUAAUGCUCACGGAAAGCUAGUAUUGUACAGCAGUAGCUGCUUGAUGCUCUUUACCUGUACAAUUCCUAUCACGACUAUUUUCUAAAGCUGCCACUUUUGAUAUGUCUGGUGCCAGCAAUGAGGCCCUCACUUUGAUAUACUGUUAUCAAAGUAAAAUUAUUCUUCCUGGAAUGUAUUACUAUUUACAUUGAGGAUGUAAUUGUCCUUCAUAUCAGGAGUACUUCCAUCGAUACAGACAUAAAGUGAGUAUUACUGAAUAAUGGUAUUAACUGAAAAAUAUGAUGCUGAAAGUUAAGCAGACUUUGACAAUCUUUUCAUCUUCCAUCCUCUCACACCGAGGUGUGAUCAAAAUUUACUUUCAGUACAGCCACUUGUGCACCUAGUAAACAGUAACGAGACAAACUUAUCUCAAUCUGUGCGUUUCCCUUUUUAUGUGCCUUAUGUAAGCUUUGCAAUGACAUGAUCUCUCAUCGUCUAAAAGACUCAAAAAACCUUCAAUUCCUUUAUCUGCCUACUUCAUCACCUAUUAAAAGACCAACGAAACAUCAGGAUAGUGUUCCCUUGGGUUUGCUCAAUUCAAUGAAGACCUGCUGCUCCUGCUCUUUUCAUUUAAAUCUAAAUUCAUAUCUAGCCACAAACCAUCCUUGGCCCACAAAAAGCUAGAUUUACUGUUGGUGCUGAAAUCAGAAAUUUACUAUGUGUUACUUUACCUUGGUAAGACCUUGAAUGAUAUGCAAUUUAUUUAAAUCAAUUGUUUUUAAACAAAUAAAAUCUGUCUUCUUUUUACAAGGUAGGAGACAACCACAGAAAGUUCAACAGAAAUAGCUAAUGUCUUCUACUUCCCAGCUUUCUGCACUAAAUGACAUUUUAUUCUUGCCCUUUGUGGAGGGGUAGAAAACAAUCAAAUGUGUGUUAAUGCACAUACACAAAGGCUUUGUCUGGUUCAGGUAGAUAAAAUCUGUAUAUAUAAACCUGCUGCUGGCUUAGAGAUGAGUUUAGCUUAAAACAAAUUAAUCAACACACUUGUAGAACCAAUAUAAAAAAUUACAUUUUACCUGUUCACUGUACAUUAAAAGGUCUAACCUUUAAUACUAUUUACCAGAUGUAAAAAUAUGCAUUACAGGAAAAAAUCUAAGAUGGUAACUGUUCUCAUUUUAUGGCAACAAAGUGCUUCUACAAUUAUUAACUUACUAUUAAAAAAUGCAAAGCAAGGAGAAGUCUAUUAAGGAUCUCAUCACAUAAUGCAGUGGUGUUAAUAUUAACAAAAUCCAUUCCAAAAACAAAAAUACAAAGAAACCCACAACCUCUUCAAAAACUUUUAAGUCCACUAUCUAAUAUGUUAUUGUACUGACAAAUAACAGCAAUAAGAUCACAGACAACAGAUGUAUAGAAUUCCUGUGCAUUAGUGACUAACCAAACCAAUGUCAGCAAUGUGUUAUUAUAACAAAGAACAUAACUAAGUGUUGAAUGUGUGAAUCUGCAUAUACAUAUGUGUGUGUGUGUGUGGUAAUGUACUGUAUGUAAAUGAUGCUGUUACAGCAAAGAAUGAGUUCUAGUAUCCCAACGGAAAAUGCCAGUCUUAAAAUAUGUGUACAGUAUAAGGAUCAUGUGUUUCUUCUUUAUAUAUGAGUCUGUUAUGCAUAAAGACCUGUCUGUAUUUAUCAACAAGUUCUCAUUUGUUAUCAGUGAUGUGUGAAAAUGUUCAAAGCAUCUGUCCUAGUCUUUUGUGAAAAUUUCAACUGUAUCUCAUUAUCGAAACAAAUAAAAAUGAUCUAUGUUGAA